AUGGUGUUGGUGCUUGUCGUCGGCGACCUUCACAUCCCACAGCGUGCUGCAGCCAUACCGGAGGAAUUUACACAAAUGUUCUCCCCAGGACGUAUCAACAUCGUGCUGAUAACGGGCAAUGUCGGUUGUCGCGAGAUGUAUGACUACUUUCGAACCGUCGCUCCAGAGGUGUAUUGUGCCAAGGGGGAGUUUGACCAAUGGAGCCACACCCAAUUGAAGGAAAUACACGUGAUCACGGUGGAGGAUUUAAAGAUUGGCCUCGUCCAUGGACACCAGGUGGUGCCUUGUGGUGACAGGGAUUCAUUGGCUAUUUUGCAGCGCAAGUUGGAUGUGGAUGUUCUCGUUUCAGGUGCCACGCAUCACUGCAAAACUUUUGAGUUUGACGGUCAUCUCUUUAUUAACCCCGGCUCUAUUACAGGGGCAUUUACUCCCGCACAUUUAGAUGUGACUCCCACCUUUGUGCUACUGGAUAUCAAAGAGAAAACAGUGACUUCCUUCUCCUAUGUGUACACACGGAGGGAAGGUGCUGCCGGUGGUGAGAACUUCACAAUUAAGAGGAAAGUGUGGACGAAGGAGUAG
Messenger RNA from Trypanosoma cruzi, 579 nucleotides. RefSeq names its product vacuolar sorting protein, putative. NCBI's taxonomy places the organism in Eukaryota, Euglenozoa, Kinetoplastea, Trypanosomatida, Trypanosomatidae. Gene Ontology annotation, cellular component: endosome; retromer complex. The transcript has a single exon. The coding region runs from base 1 to 579 and encodes 192 amino acids. The record is from RefSeq and is a predicted model, not a curated record. Gene Ontology annotation, biological process: retrograde transport, endosome to Golgi; intracellular protein transport.